AUGGUCGCACCCCUAUCUACAAACAAUCCAAAGUCCCCCACUCCAGAUGUCCCCAGCAUUUCACCAUACAUGCAGAGACUCCUGGACAUCGAGACCCGCGCUAAGCUUGCCAUCAUGGGCUGGAACGCCGGUGGCGUAGAGUCAAUGUUGCCUGCGAAGCGCAAGGCUUCGGGUUCGCUGUCGGACAGUGAUGAGGAAGACAGCGACGACGAUCAAGAUUCUGAAGACGUAGCACCAUACGACCCAGCCCAGCAGCGCCGGCCCAGACUACCAAUGUACCACCCAGGCUUCAAACAAGCCGAGGGAGACGUUCAAGAUCUCUUGCGUGUCUUCAUAGAUUUCUUAAAGGCAGCCAACAAUCUCGGUGUUGCUAGAGAAGAGGCAAACUAUCUCUGGAACCAGAUCAUAAAGGACCGCGACAUUCUCUACCAAGACGAGAUCCGCAUCGCCGUGACUGGAGACACUGGUACCGGAAAGUCCGCCACAACAAACGCUCUUCUUGGUGAAGAUCUGACACCAGAAGGUGACAGCGGCGCGGCGUGUACGAAUGUCGUUACGGAAUUUCGCCAAAAGACCCUAUCAACCAACAUCGGCGCGGUACAAGCGGAAGUCCAGUUCUACUGCCUCGAGUACUGCACUGAUGAUCUAGUCACGAACUGGUUCAAGGUUUGGUUCAACACUAGGCAGAAGCUCAUGCAGGACGAAGACAGUGUCGACGACGAGGACCGCGCACGUAAAGACGCCGCAUUAGAGUGCCUGGAACAUCUCUUCGCCUCCCGCGUUGCUCCGGAAUCUCUCGAGGACUUUAUGUCAUCAGGCAAGACUCUUAAGGACAACCCAGCAUUGAAGAAGCUGUUGAAGUGGACUAUGGAUAUCCACGGCCAGUUCGUACCGGAUGGAGAGCUCUCCGUGCCCUUCAAGUCUAGUACGCAUAAUGAUAUGCGCGAACAGCUUCGUCCGUUUCGGAUGCGAGCUCCCAACGCACGUUACCAAGGCAAAGUACUCCCAUUCAGUCCGUGGCCAUUCGUCGAGAUCAUACGGUAUUACGUCGAUAGUCCCCUACUACAGGAUGGCAUUUGCUUGGCCGAUGUUCCAGGAACAAAGGACGUCAACAUGUACCGUGUCACUGCUGCAACCGCCUAUCUGCAGCAAUGUGAGAUGACCAUUGUCGUCGUUGACAUCAAGCGUGCAACAAGUGAUCAAUCAUUUCGGCAACAUUACCUCGAUGCGCACAGUCGAAGGCACCAUGGUAGCGUCAUUCUUGUCGCGACGAGAGCCGAUGAACUGAAUGACGACGGCGGAAGUACGCUCCAGCUAGACAUUAUAGCAGAAGAACAACUGGUGCCCAUUGAAGAUGAGUUGGCCGACCUCGAGAACAAACUGCAAGCCAUAGACAACGAACUAGAAUCCAACAAGCUUGAAAUGAAGCGAUUGAGGCAGAAGAUUCAGCAGAACACUGCCACUGAAGAUGGGCUUCGCCAGCUUGAGAGCCUCAAGGCAGCAAACAAGGCUUUGGCCAGCCGCAAGAAAGGAAAGGACAUGAUGCCGCGCAUACCUAUCCUAGAGAAAGAGCGCAAAGAUGCACGCAUUGCAUGCCGUAACCGAUUCGUCGCCGCUGGUAUGAAUCGUAUGUACAGCCAAAACACCGGCGACGAUGCUGGCGCUGCAGCGUUCUGCGUCUCCAAUCGUAUGUACAUGCGACAUCGCCGCGGUUACAACACAAAAAACCUGGAGAAGAUGCCUACGAUGAAGCUCGACGAGACCCAGAUCCCAGCCGCAUGUACCUAUAUUGCAGGCAUUCCUUCGCAAGGAAGGACCGCAGUCUUGGAGCAUUUCAUCCACUUCAAAGUCCCGAUGCUGUUGAGCAUCGUUCAGAUGAGCUGCAGUAAGACCACCGAGGCUCGCAUUGAGCACAAUCUUGAGUCUCGCGUGCGAGCUGUUGCAACAAAGUGCAACAAGACUUUUGUGAAGGAGCUUGUAGCGGCGCUCUCAAACCAUGAGUUGCAAGACAGGUUCGACAAGGUCGCUGAGAAGAAGCUCGAUGAGCUACUCAAAAUAAACGCAGCAUCACAUAAGGCCUUGGUGAACAAGAGAGGCACUUAUCAUCAGAAGAAGCUCGGCAUCAAGCACGAUGUGAACGCCGCGCUACUUGCACCCACAAAGCAAGCCGUCCUCGACGCAUUCCGGGAUCUACUGGAUGCAGCACCCGCAAGCUUCAAAGCCCAGACUGCCCAGACUAUCAAAGCCGGCAUCAACGAUUUGAACAAGCAACUCAAAGACGAUCCUCAGGCUUUGGCUGGUGACGCAUAUCAGGUCUGCUUCGGCAACAACCUCGUCGGCUACGAAAAGGACAUCACUCUGAAGGUUGACAAUUCCAUGAAAGACCUCCGCACGGGUCUCAUCGCCAUCUAUCAGAAGGCCGUCAAGCCGGGAGACAAGUGCUACCUGUCCUUAGCCAUGGAGCCUAUCUACGAAAAAGCGCUCGAGCAGAGGCCCGGUAAAGGUCAGAAGCUUCGCGACGUCCGCCACGCGUACCUCGAAGAGAAGAUCAUCGGUCUCAACGGCCCCUUCUCCGCCAUCGCCGACGAAGUCGAAAAGGACGUCAAAGCCCUCAUCAAGAACACCUGCGACAAGCUGCGCAAAGAAGUCGUCGAGAUCCUCAAGACGAUUCGCGCUGCCUUCCAGCGCCAGAAGAACAGGAAGGAACAUGACACGCCCGAGGGACGCCAGUUUCGCCAGGAGCUGCAUGAGUUGGUGGCUGAGGCGCGCAGGGUUCUCAAGAGCGUUGUGAGUAAGAGUUUGGAGAAGUGCAAGGAGCAUAAGUGA
Messenger RNA from Alternaria infectoria, 2826 nucleotides. RefSeq lists its product as uncharacterized. The transcript is spliced from 11 exons. The record is from RefSeq and is a predicted model, not a curated record. Bases 1 to 2826 code for a protein of 941 amino acids. NCBI's taxonomy places the organism in Eukaryota, Fungi, Ascomycota, Dothideomycetes, Pleosporales, Pleosporaceae.